Molecule: messenger RNA, 594 nt
Organism: Pieris macdunnoughi
Lineage: Eukaryota; Metazoa; Arthropoda; Insecta; Lepidoptera; Pieridae
Source: the annotation of a GenBank genome assembly
AUGAUGAAUUCUGAAGUUACCAAGUUUCUAGUAUCUUUCAAUGGUCAAAUAGAGCAUAUUAAAUUUCCUGCAGGUGUUUUUGAUAAUCAACUUUAUAUACAAUAUGAUAUCGUGUGGGGUCCAGAUUGGGACCCUAUAUCUGGACUGUGUUCUGGAACCAGUCAACUUGCCACAUCUGGAAGGGAUCCUGAAAAAGUAAUAUUUAAUUUGCCAUUAGAUACUGUAUUUGGCAGUACCAAUGUAUAUGGUUGGCCCCAAUUAAUUGUGACAGUAAGAGCUAAGAGUUUCUUCAUGGGUGACACUCUCCGAGGAUAUGCUGUCUUUUUACUACCACCAAUAACUGGAUCCCAUGAGUUAAAAUCAUCUUUAAUACGACCUCGGUCAGCAACAGUUUUAGGAGAAUGGUUAUCAUGGCUGACAGGGAGACAUCCUGAAUUGGCUGACCCAAAAAUGCUAGCAAAUGGAAAAGAUAACUAUUUAUUGCGGACAGAGUCAUAUGGAAGUGUUACAUUGAAAAUGUCAAUGCUGUCUAAGGAUUUAAGGAAACUUGGUUAUGACAACCAGCCACCAACUUGGAAAAAUAAUGUUGCUUAA